GUAUACACUCUUUUAUUAUUCCUUGUGAACUCCCUAACACUAACAAAAUACUAUUCAGAGAAGAAGGAAACAAGAAUGGCAGCAACAAUGUCCAGUGUUGUAGGCUUAGCUAACUCAUCUCUUUCCCGAUUUUCUUCUGCAAAGAAGACUAGUCUCUCCUCAGACUUCGUGAGGUCACCAGUGACAGCAAGAAACCCUUUAAGGGUAGCAAAAGCUUCAGGAGGCAGAGUUACAUGUUUCCAGAGGGACUGGCUGAGGAGAGACUUGAAUGUGAUUGGAUUUGGUCUGAUUGGAUGGUUGGCUCCUUCAAGUGUUCCAGCAAUCAAUGGAAAGAGUCUUACUGGCCUUUUCUUUGAAAGCAUUGGCACUGAACUCGCUCAUUUCCCUACUGGACCUGCUCUAACUUCUCAAUUCUGGCUAUGGAUGGUGUGCUGGCACUUGGGGUUGUUCCUGUGCCUGACUUUUGGACAAAUUGGAUUCAAGGGACGGACCGAGGACUAUUUCUCUAAGUAGAGACAUUAAUUUCUUUUAAAAAUUUCAUGUAUAAAUUAUAAUUAAGCUACUGAAGUAUUUAUUUUCUUUCA
Solanum stenotomum is the source of this 584-nucleotide messenger RNA. Its product is annotated as photosystem I subunit O. The transcript is spliced from 4 exons. Lineage: Eukaryota; Viridiplantae; Streptophyta; Magnoliopsida; Solanales; Solanaceae. The coding region runs from base 76 to 513 and encodes 145 amino acids. The record is from RefSeq and is a predicted model, not a curated record.